AUGACAACAGAAUAUAGUUUUGAUAUCAACAUAUCUAUAAACUCAGAUGAGGAAAUGAGGCAGAUAAAAAUAUAUCCCUUUUAAACUAACUUCUAACAUUACAAUAAGGGUAUUACUUAAAUAGAUGCAUAAGAUGAAAGAGUUAAUUAGCCAGCACCAUCUCCAGAAUAUAAAUUCAUGGGAGUUGGGUAUAGUAAUGAUGAAACAUCUAAAUCUCAAUCAGUAUAACCAAAUUUGGAUAAAUGCAGAUUACAAACUAUUUCUUAAUGUACAAUUAAUGUUAGCAAAAGUGUUGACAUAUAUUUAGAUAAUAAAAGAAACAAAGAUAACAAUAAUGAUGAAAUUUUUAGUAUGAAAUUAAUUAAAAUGAACAUGCUUAAAAACAAAAAUGCUGUUUAAAAUAAUAAAAGACAUUAGACAAAAUUUAGAAAUUAUAAAAAUGCAAAAGCGAGUAUAAGUAUAAGAAAUCUAUCUCCUUAAGGUAUACUAAAGAUAAGUUCUUAUGAAUGGCCCUUAAAUAAAAAUACAUAUAACUUAUAGUAUCAUCCAAUAUCGAAUAAGAAAGUAUCAUUUGAAUUUACUUAAGAAUAAAUAAAAAAUAUGAAAAGAAUUAAUAUAACUAAUGUUCUUAUUAAAUAAAAAACUAGAUAUGUUUUGAAUUGA
Messenger RNA from Paramecium pentaurelia, 663 nucleotides. Lineage: Eukaryota; Ciliophora; Oligohymenophorea; Peniculida; Parameciidae. The record is from the annotation of a GenBank genome assembly.